UUUUUCAAAUUUCAAAUGAAAAGUAAAAUCCUUUGGAGAAAGAGAAUCCCAUUUGAAAGAGAGAAAAACAAAGAACGUAGUAUUUGGCGAGUGAGAUCCACUCCGAACGCUCCCCUUUUCCCCCCUUUCUCUCCCCUUUCUUUUCAACUUCCUUUCUUCUCACGCCGCGCUGCUUUCCCUUCCCUUCCCUUCCCUACCCUACCCUCUCCCUUUCCUUCCGCCUCUCCCCCGAUCCUCUCUCACCGCUCCCUUCUUUUUUUGCCAUGGAGUUCAAUUUUCGUGCCGGUGAUCACCGACCCCCACCCCCACCCCCACCGCCUCCUGCGAUGCAGCUUCUUCCUCCUAGGCCUCCGCCGAUGCAGUUUCUUCCUCCUGGGCCUCCGCCUGCUUAUUGUCUAUCUGAGCAAGGGUUUUCAGAAUCGUUCAGACAAACCACGAACAUCGUAACAUUGAGACAGCCGUUCGUUCCAAACGAGGAAAGGCACUGGGAGAUGGAGUUAAUGCGAUUGAGAGAAGAGAAAUUAAUGGGGGAGAUUGAACGGGAGCGAUUUCUGAAAGAGGAAGCGAGGAGAGAACUGAGGUUGUUCGAACGAGAGAUAGCGAUUCGAGGACUUACACCGUCGGCAGUUGGAUAUCCUUUCCAACAGCCGCAACAAUGGGUAGGGCCGCCGUCCAGUGCUGUGGCAGCGCCUUGUCCAUCGCCUUUGCCUGCAGUACCGGUGCACGCAUACCAUGAAUGGCACAGGAUGGAGCAAGUAAAAACUUCCGGCCGCCUAGGGUUUGGUGCGGUGUCGUUGCGGCCGCGGAUUCAGCCAUUAAUGGUGGAAGACAAAAAGGAGCCUAAAGUAACGAAGGAGGCUGCCAGUGAAAGAGAACUCAUUGUACUGGAAAAACCCGUUCGGAAUGCCCUUAGAGAAAAGCGAAAGGCUGAGACGACGUCACCGUCCACCAAAGUCAUCAAACUAUCUCUUGUGAAGAAGACUUCCCAGGCCGAGUGGAGUUGUGCCCUGUGCAAAGUGAGCACGGCGAAUGAAAUAGGUUUUAAUGAACACCUUCGUGGCAAAAAACACAUGCGUAAAGAAGCAAGCCUGAGAGCUCGUAAGGAGAGCAAAGUUUCCCAAGCUGCAGCCGAGCCAUUACCGAAAAAGAGGAGAAAGCCAUGGCAAGCCAUGGCAGCGGCAGCAGGAGGAGGUGCGGAAGGGAAGGAAAAGGAAACAACGAAAGAUGGAGAAACACAUGUAGGUGAGAAAACUGAAGGCAGUGUUGACAUGAAUGCAUUAAUUCCAUACUUUCCGAAAGUAGGUGACAAAGAGGAGAAUAAGCAAGAGAACAACUCGACGGUGCUCGGGUCUGACGACGAUGUCAUGGCAAAAAAUGUCACUUUUUGGUGCGAAGAGGGCAAAGUUGGUGCUUCCCAAACAAAAGUGAUGUUAGCUCAUGUGAAUGGGAAGAAACACCAAGCAAAACUUAAAGAAGCUAAUCAAACUGAGGAGGAAGGGCGACCAUUGUAGUUUGUAAGUAAUUUUAGCUUUUGAAGAAAUGUAGAUAUUGGACACAAGAAGAAGGGGAACGGGCAACGACAGGUGUUGCUCGGUGAAUCGGGGAAGAGUGGGAAACAAGACAGACAGUUUAAGCUAACCCCGAGUUAUUUUCAAAAUUUUAAUGGUGUUCUUUUUUAUGAUUGCACAGUUGAAAAAGUGAUUCUGAAAAUGGUAGGGGUAAGUAAGUGUAUGGUUGGUUACUCCUACUACAGUACUAAGUUGAUUAUCCUUUAAUUAGCUCUUUCUUUGGACAAAGAGGGUUGAUUCUUUUUUGUUCUUUGUGGCCAUACUCCAAAAGCUAACUAGAUUUUGUAACAAGCUCUAAGCUAGGGUGCAUGGGUUGCCCAUAAAAACAAAGCUCUUUUAUUAUUUACUUAAUUGAUGAUUGAUAAUUAGAGAA
Messenger RNA from Cucumis melo (muskmelon), 1941 nucleotides. RefSeq lists its product as uncharacterized. The transcript has 3 exons. The record is from RefSeq and is a predicted model, not a curated record. NCBI's taxonomy places the organism in Eukaryota, Viridiplantae, Streptophyta, Magnoliopsida, Cucurbitales, Cucurbitaceae. Gene Ontology annotation, molecular function: zinc ion binding; nucleic acid binding. Bases 264 to 1511 code for a protein of 415 amino acids.